Messenger RNA from Diversispora eburnea, 1407 nucleotides. Lineage: Eukaryota; Fungi; Glomeromycota; Glomeromycetes; Diversisporales; Diversisporaceae. The record is from the annotation of a GenBank genome assembly.
AUGAGCAGCACUUUUUGUGACGUUACGCCUGAAAGCAGUAUAUUGAAUCGAACAAGACCAAACCAUAACGCAGAAACUUCACCCAUUGAAAGACGGUAUACCAGUUAUAAUGGUCUCAAUAGUAAUGGUAAAAAUCAGAAUAAUCAUUUUCGCGAAGAUAACAGACGCGAAGAUAACAGGCGCGAAGAUAAUAGACGUGAAGAUAAUAGACGUGAAAAUAAUAGACGUGAAAAUAAUAGACGUGAAGAUAAUCAUUCCAGAUCGAAAUUAUCUUUUUUAAAAUUUCCUAAAUCAAUAAAUCCAACGAAUGCCAAAGCGCUUAGAGCAUUAAAAGCUAAGGAUUACACACAAGCAUUAAAAUAUUUAAAUGAAUUAGUUCAUGAUUAUCCGGAUAGUUAUAAUGUAAGAUGUGAUCGUAGUGAAGCUCAUUUUCAUUUGGGAAAGCUAGAAUUCGCGCGGCGUGAUGCUGCUUCUGCUAUGAGUAGAAAGCCCGAAAAAUCACGUGCGUACUAUAUUCGUGGUUUUGUUUAUGAAAGAGCGGAAAUGUUUCCUGAAGCUUUGAACGAUUUAAAUAGUGGAUUAACUAGGUCACCAAAUGAUCCAAAUGCUUUUGAAGCUUUAAAAAUUUGUGCCAAAUUAUAUUAUCAAAAUGGUGAUUUAGAUCAAACAAUUGAUAAACUAAAUGAAGCUUUAAAAUUUGAACAACGGAUGAAAUUAAAUAAGGCAAAGGUUUUAAAACUUCGAGGUAUAAUGUUUAAAGGAUUAGGCAGAUUUAAGGAAGCAAGAGAAGAUUUUACUAAGGCAUUGGAAAUUAAAGAGAAAGCAUCUACUUAUCGUUAUCGAUCACAAAUACAUGUGGUAUUAAAGAAUUUAGAAGCGGCCUUGUAUGAUUUGAAUUAUGCAUUAAGACUUGAUAAUGAUGAUAAAGAAGCGGCCGCUUUGAAAAAUAAAGUUUUAUCUCAACUUAAAAAAUUUAAUGAAGCGUUAAUGGGAUUAAACAAAACAUUAGAAUCAAAUCCUUACGAUAUUUCCGCAUUAUCUGAACGAGUUUAUACAUUAAAGAAUGAUUAUAACAAAGCCAUUUUAAAUUUGGAACGAUCCAUUAGUAUAGAACCACAUGCGUCAGCUUUGAGAUAUCGAGGAAUUUCUAAUUCUAAACUUGGAAAUUAUCAAAAUUCCAUUAAUGAUUUCAAUCAAGUACUCAUAAUGAAACCAUCAAAUUCUAAUGUUUAUUAUGAUCGAGGAGAAACGUAUUAUAAAUUAUUAAAUUAUUCGAAAUCUUUAGAAGAUUUAAAUAAAUCUUUAGAAUAUGACGAAAAUAUAAAUUCACAUAAAUUAAGAGCCAAAAUAUAUGAACAAUUAAAAGAAUAUGAAAAAUCACGAAAUGAUUUAGAUCACCUCAAAUGA